AUGUAUAAAACUACGUUUGAAGAGCGCAUCUAUUUCGUGUAUUGGCUUCCUGGUCCAAGAAUAUUAGGUGUCUGUAAUGGUAUUGAUGAAGUGUAUGAGUUAGUCUUGAGUGAAAAGGAUCGAGCAGAAUUUGUCAAAGUCAGCGAGACAAUUUUGCCAACCAUAUGGAGGGAAACUAUGGGGAGAAGAGCAUUCAUCAUAUCCUCCAUAGUAUUGGGUUCACAUUGCACAAUAUCAUUUGGUACGAAGCAGGUCCUUAUUCUUAAAGUUAAUCGUGAGGUCAACCGCAUUAGAUUAAUUAUGGAGGAGAUGUUGAACUGCAUUGAGACGUUGAUAAAUGACAAUCAAGAAAAGAAGAAGCUGGAUAAAGCGGUUCGUGUUUUCCAUAGGACCGUCCACUACAAUGUCCUUGAGAAGACGAAAGCGUCCCAAGAAAGGGAUACAAUGGGAAGAAGACUAAUUCGUCCAUUAGUAAUGACGGACAGUUCCGAUUACCUCUUCGACACCGUCGAUGCUCCACGUUUUCGUUCAUUGCGCAGCGGCGACAGUGUGACGGAAACGAUGUGUGAUGCUUUCUUCGAGACUCGUAGUAGCCUAGAGAAUAUUACGGAGUCAGUGCAAGGGGCAAUGAACGUUCGAGGAGAACAACCAGUUCAGAGAUAUAAAACAAUCGAGCACGAUUUCCCUGUAUCUAAAGAUCGAGACGCUGAGGAUACUAGUAGUAUAGUCCACACCUGUCCAGUUAAGGAAGAAGACCAAUCGCAGGAUUUACAUCGUAGUGAGGCGGUGUACCAGCGCAAGCCAUCUGUUGUGACAAAAUCAGUGGAUUACCUGGAAAACUCUGUUUCUCGAGUUAUGUACGGAAAGCAAGAGGCAGUACUUCUUCGAUCUCAAAUGGAAUCUGAAUCUGUCCAGGAAGCAGGUAAAUCGGUUCAACCGCCUAAACCAUCUCGUUUGGUGCAGCUCGAAACUCAAGAAAAAAAUGUGAUACCAAUACCUGGCUCUCGUUCGCGCCCAGCAGCACUUCAGAAGAACACGUUUGCUUUCCAUAUUGACGAAUUUCUUUACGAAUAUUUCUUCGAGAGAUUCUUAAUCGGACAUCUAAUAAACCAAGCCGAACUAUUCACCUAG
Angiostrongylus costaricensis is the source of this 1131-nucleotide messenger RNA. Lineage: Eukaryota; Metazoa; Nematoda; Chromadorea; Rhabditida; Metastrongylidae. The record is from the annotation of a GenBank genome assembly.